CUCUCACUUUCGAAUACGUUAUCCCAUCUUUAUCACCGACCUACCCCCUUUAUCAUCGUAUUCGUAUAUAACAUGAUUGCUCUGUAUCCACCGUCAGAUCAUAUAACUUUACGCUCCAGAUCUAGUUGCAUAUUGUGAUCCCCUGCGCCGCGAAACACCCAACUCUUUCCUAUUUGGAGCAUCUCGUUGAAUGCACCAGGUUUCAAAAGCGGAUCUUUAAUUUACUCAACGGCUGAGAUUUUAGAAAGACUAGCUGAUCGGAUCCUCUAUUUAUUCACAGAGUCAAUUUGUUGAGUUUGUCAGCUUUCGCACAUCUUCUGAUCAAAUUCUCGAUUCAGCGAUUCGGACAAAAAUGGGAAACGGAUACAUAACUCUUGCCCUAAUCCUCUUCCUUACAAGCCUCUCCUUUUCGCUUGCUUUUUCCGAACCGAAUGAUGGGUUGUUGCGGAUAGGUUUGAAAAGGAUGAAGAUGGACAAAAACAACCGGAUUGCUUCUCAGCUUGAAUCAAAGGAGGCACAGACGCUUAGAGCCUCCUUUAGGAAGUAUAACUUCCGAGGUAAACUUGGAGAUGAUGCAGAUACUGACAUUGUUGCACUUAAGAACUACAUGGAUGCACAGUACUUUGGAGAGAUUGGCAUUGGCACUCCCCCUCAGAAAUUCACUGUGAUUUUUGAUACUGGCAGCUCCAAUCUGUGGGUGCCAUCCGCAAAGUGUUUGUUUUCUGUCCCUUGUUACUUUCACUCCAAGUACAAGUCCAGCCAUUCGAGCACUUACAAGAAGAAUGGAAAAACUGCUGCAAUUCAUUAUGGAACUGGGGCAAUCUCUGGAUUCUUCAGUGAGGAUAAUGUGAAAGUGGGUGACCUUGUUGUGGAGGGCCAGGAAUUCAUCGAGGCAACCAGAGAACCAAGUGUUACAUUUUUGGUGGCUAAGUUCGACGGUAUACUGGGUCUUGGGUUUAAAGAGAUCUCAGUUGGAAAGGCAACCCCAGUAUGGUACAACAUGGUCAAACAAGGUCUUGUCAAGGAGCCCGUGUUCUCAUUUUGGCUAAACCGAAAUGUGGAUGAAGAAGAGGGUGGCGAAAUUGUUUUCGGCGGAGUUGAUCCAAAUCAUUUCAAGGGUAACCAUACUUAUGUACCCGUGACCCAGAAAGGCUACUGGCAGUUUGAUAUGGGUGAUGUACUUAUCGAUGGUAGAGAAAGUGGGUACUGCAGUGGUGGAUGUUCCGCAAUUGCCGACUCUGGGACUUCUCUGUUAGCGGGGCCCACGACGGUAGUGGCUAUGAUUAACCAUGCUAUUGGGGCCACUGGAGUUGUGAGCCAAGAAUGCAAGGCUGUUGUUCAACAAUACGGGCAAACUAUCAUGGAUCUCCUCUUGGCUGAGGCUCAGCCAAAGAAGAUUUGCUCCCAAAUUGGGUUAUGCACUGUGGGUAUACAGAGCGUGGUGGAUGAGAAAGAGGGUAAAUCGUCUGGAUUGGGUGAUGGCAUGUGCUCGGCAUGUGAGAUGGCCGUUGUGUGGAUGCAGAAUCAGCUCAGGCAGAAUCAGACUCAAGAUCGCAUCUUGAACUAUGUCAACGAGCUCUGUGAACGUCUCCCGAGCCCCAUGGGUGAAUCGGGUGUCGACUGUGGAAGCAUUUCCUCUAUGCCAACUGUUUCCUUGACGAUUGGUGGCAAGAUUUUUGAUCUCUCCCCAAAAGAGUACAUACUUAAGGUAGGGGAGGGUGCUGCCGCACAAUGCAUUAGUGGCUUCACGGGCCUCGACAUUCCUCCUCCGCGUGGGCCCCUCUGGAUUUUGGGAGAUAUAUUUAUGGGUCGGUACCACACCGUGUUUGAUUAUGGCAAACUUAGGGUCGGUUUUGCCGAAGCUGCUUAGAGUGGACGGGCAACCCCACACGGGAGCUGCUUCGUGUUUUAUUAACAUUUAAUUUAAUGCUCUGAUGUUUUAUGGUUGUGCUUUUCGGCAAGCAAGACAAGUUGGGCAAUUUAUUACUAUUCUGAGGUUGCUUCCAACGAUGCAAAUAUGUAAAUAUAUCUGUUUUAAACUUCUUGGGACAAUUUGCUCUGUGGUUUGGGAUGUUUCCGCUAUACUGUUGAAUGGUUGGUAGCGAGUUUGUGAAAUAUUGUCUAAGCUUCGAGGUAGAAAUACAAUCUUUACCUUAUGUAACUGUUGUUAAAUAACAUUUUGCCUGUGUUUUGCUCCUUGUUUUUAGACCCGGGCCAGGCAAUGACUUUGGAUUGGCAGCCAUUUGGGG
Molecule: messenger RNA, 2249 nt
Organism: Striga asiatica
Lineage: Eukaryota; Viridiplantae; Streptophyta; Magnoliopsida; Lamiales; Orobanchaceae
Source: the annotation of a GenBank genome assembly